AUGGCUUUUCGCCGUAAUUGUUUGCUGUUAAUUGUUGUGUUGAUAGUUGUUUGGGGUUCGCAGUGUGGCGACGCGUUUGGGACGUUUGGGUUCGAUGUACACCACAGGUACUCUGAUCCAGUGAAAGGAAUUUUGGACCUCGAUGGAUUGCCUGAGAAAGGUAGUAUGGAGUACUAUUCAGCUAUGGCUCAUCGUGAUCGGUUCAUCCGGAGACAUGGUGGUCGACGGCUUGCCGACACCGUUGACUCAUCACCGCUCACUUUCGAUGGAGGCAACGAAACUUAUCAAAUCGAUG
Messenger RNA from Ilex paraguariensis (yerba mate), 295 nucleotides. The record is from the annotation of a GenBank genome assembly. NCBI's taxonomy places the organism in Eukaryota, Viridiplantae, Streptophyta, Magnoliopsida, Aquifoliales, Aquifoliaceae.